AUGGCUACUUACAAUAAUCACUUUACCAGCUUUGCCAUUGCACUGAUUCUCCUUCCCACGAUAUGCAUGGCAACGGAAUAUAUUGUUGGAGACAACAAAGGGUGGACCAUUAAUUUCGAUUAUCAAGCUUGGGCAAAGGGCAAAGUAUUCCAUGUUGGCGACACAUUAGUGUUCAACUACGAGGCUCCUAAUCACGACGUCUACAAAGUGAACGGCACUGCAUUUAACGAUUGCAUUGCUCCACCAGACGCGGAAAAAUUCACCUCAGGAAACGACAAGAUAGAGCUCAAAACUGCAGGAAACAAAUGGUAUCUUUGUGGAAAAGCAGGUCACUGCGGAACUGGACAGAAGCUCAGCAUUGCUGUUAGCAACACGAGUGCUCCUGAACCCGCGCCCAACUCUGCUGUUCGCGGCACCUUCUUCUCUGCCUACCAAGUCUUGAUGGCACUCAUUGUCGUUCUUGUCGUCGUUAGUUAA
Molecule: messenger RNA, 477 nt
Organism: Morus notabilis
Lineage: Eukaryota; Viridiplantae; Streptophyta; Magnoliopsida; Rosales; Moraceae
Product: mavicyanin
Exons: 2
Coding region: 1-477 (158 amino acids)
Cellular component (GO): plasma membrane
Molecular function (GO): electron transfer activity
Source: RefSeq, a predicted model, not a curated record